Messenger RNA from Blastomyces gilchristii SLH14081, 7616 nucleotides. RefSeq names its product kinesin family member 1/13/14. The transcript has 2 exons. The record is from RefSeq and is a predicted model, not a curated record. Gene Ontology annotation, molecular function: microtubule binding; microtubule motor activity; ATP hydrolysis activity. Gene Ontology annotation, cellular component: kinesin complex; microtubule. NCBI's taxonomy places the organism in Eukaryota, Fungi, Ascomycota, Eurotiomycetes, Onygenales, Ajellomycetaceae. Bases 1108 to 6144 code for a protein of 1678 amino acids. Gene Ontology annotation, biological process: cytoskeleton-dependent intracellular transport; microtubule-based movement.
CCGCCACGUCACAGGCAAAAAGGUCAUAACUAGUGUGGUGCCACAAGAAUUGAAUAAUCGUAUUUGACUGUAACUUAAAGGGGAAGCGCCUGGAUCUGAAUUUUGGAAGCGUGCCAUCAUCCAUUUUCAUUGGCGGAGAAGAUCGCCUUCAAGGCUUCAAGGCGCGAAUAGGAUAGAAGAAAGUUUCCCAGAGAAGUUCGUUUUUUGUCAUAGUUCACGUUAACUUUUCCUCCGGCGCUGUGUUCCCUCCCCUAACUACCCGAAUACCCGGAGUUAGGCACUGAUGAAUGGAGGCGCUGGCUGGGAGCUUAACUAACCUGGAUAUAAUACCAGUGAGGCAACCGGCAGACACAAACAAACAACAGUUGCAGAGCCCAGGGAUAUGCGACAACUCAGAUGUUGCGACUGACUACUAUUUCUUUGGAUCUCUCUCAAGAUCUCGCUCUCCGGUGUUUUUUUUUGAUACCAAAAAUGGCUCUGUGUUUGUCUCCGAGAGAUCGGCUGACUAAGGGACCGUGUGGCUUGACCGGCUUGGUGAUGACAUAAUCAUGGCUGGUGGCCGCAUCUUCUAAAUUCUAAUUUCCCAGGCCGCGAUCUGUGGCUGAACCCCCGGAACGGAAAUGCAGACAUCAAAAAAAAAAUAUCCAGGACACUCGCUAUCGCAACCAACCGUGAUAUCAGUUCCGAUUAUCGUUCUUUUCACGCGUCUGGGAUCCAGUCGACUGGGCUGUUCGUGACCUUUGAACUUUGGAAACUUGAAUGGCGAAUGACUGCAGCACUCAUUUGCUUUGUCGCUACCACCCUUUAGAUGACGUUGAUUGUUUACACGCUGCAGAACCAAACAAAGCGCGCCAUAUUGCCGGGCUGACCCUCUCCCCGCACUCCUUUGAGCGUCCAGGCCUGCGCGAAUUCUCGUCCCCCGCCCCCCAGUAACCCAUAUGACCCUGUUCUGUUGUCGCCAUCCCUCCGCGAACCCGUUCGUGCCCCGUUUCCCUUGGUAUCGACCGCCGGUUACCUCCUGGAGUGCUUGACUGAUUUUGAGGCAUCGAUAUUAGGAUUGGAGGAGGCGAAGAGAAGAGGAACUGAGUGCAUGGGGCACGGGUGAAGAUGGCACCAGGCGGAGGAGGAAAUAUUAAGGUGGUGGUGAGAGUGCGGCCCUUCAAUGGCCGAGAACUCGACCGGAAAGCAAAAUGUAUCGUUCAAAUGAAAGGCUCGCAGACCGUGCUCACACCACCUCCCGGAGCAGAAGAAAAAUCACGGAAAGGAGGGAAGCAAGGCGGGGGAAGCGUCGAAGGCCCGAAAGUAUUCGCGUUCGAUAAAUCUUACUGGUCUUUUAACCGCAACGACCCUCAUUAUGCCGGCCAGGAUAACCUUUUCGAGGAUCUGGGCGCACCAUUGCUGGACAAUGCAUUUCAAGGAUAUAAUAAUUGUAUUUUUGCCUACGGCCAGACUGGCUCUGGUAAGUCGUAUUCCAUGAUGGGAUAUGGCGAGGAAGCUGGCGUUAUCCCGAAGAUUUGCAAGGACAUGUUCCUAAGGAUCGCCGCGCUGCAAUCUGCGGACAAAAAUCUAACGUGUACGGUGGAGGUGUCGUAUUUGGAGAUUUAUAAUGAGAGAGUACGGGAUUUGCUCAAUCCGACAACCAAGGGUAAUCUUAAAGUUCGAGAACAUCCUUCAACUGGGCCCUAUGUUGAAGAUUUGGCGAAGCUGGUAGUGCGGUCCUUCCAGGAAAUCGAGAAUCUGAUGGACGAAGGUAACAAGGCGCGAACGGUCGCGGCAACAAACAUGAACGAAACCUCCAGUCGAUCGCACGCUGUCUUUACCCUUACGGUGACGCAAAAGCGACACGAUACGGAGACCACCAUGGAUACCGAAAAAGUCUCUCGCAUUAGCUUGGUCGAUUUAGCUGGUUCAGAGAGAGCUACUUCAACAGGCGCAACUGGCGCGCGGCUCAAGGAGGGUGCCGAGAUCAAUCGUUCGCUCUCUACACUUGGUCGUGUCAUUGCGGCUCUGGCAGAUUUAUCUGCCGGGAAAAAGAAAAACGCCUCAAUGGUACCAUACCGUGACUCCGUUUUGACUUGGCUUUUGAAGGACUCUCUGGGCGGUAACUCGAUGACUGCUAUGAUCGCAGCUAUCUCACCAGCCGACAUAAAUUACGAUGAGACACUAAGUACGCUGCGCUAUGCGGAUUCCGCCAAGAGGAUCAAGAAUCAUGCUGUUGUUAAUGAGGAUCCUAACGCUAGGAUGAUCCGAGAACUCAAGGAGGAACUGGCGCAGCUUAGGAGUAAGCUUGGUGGAGGAGCUGUUGCCGGAGGGGGCGCUCCUGGCGGGGGCCUCGCUGAAGAAGUUUAUCCUCCUGGCACUCCGCUUGAGCAACAGAUGGUAUCUAUUGCGCAGGCCGAUGGGACGAUUAAAAAGGUCAGCAAGGCAGAGAUCGUGGAGCAACUGAACCAGAGCGAAAAGCUUUACAAGGAUCUCAACCAGACUUGGGAAGAGAAGCUGCAGAAGACCGAGGAAAUUCAUAAAGAACGUGAAGCGGCGCUGGAGGAAUUGGGUAUCAGUAUCGAGAAAGGCUUCGUCGGGCUCAGCACCCCUAAAAAGAUACCACAUCUUGUCAACCUCAGCGAUGACCCUUUGCUUGCUGAAUGUUUGGUUUACAACAUUAAGCCGGGCACAACCACCGUCGGGAACGUGGAUACGGCGGCAACCUCGGAAAUCCGAUUGAAUGGUUCAAAAAUACUUCAUCAACACUGUAGCUUCGAGAAUGUCGAUAACGUUGUCACCAUCGUACCUAAUGAGGGCGCGGCGGUUAUGGUCAACGGAUUGCGUAUCGAUAAACCCAAACGACUACGAAGUGGGUUUCGUAUUAUCCUGGGUGACUUUCACAUCUUCCGGUUCAAUCAUCCCCAAGAGGCGCGUGCUGAACGAGUGGAACAGAGCCUUCUUCGACACUCCAUCAUAACAAGCCAGCUUGGAUCCCCGGCACCAGGAAAAACGGGGCAUGACCGAUCCAUGAGCAAGGCAGGCUCAGAAGUCGAUGGGGAUUCUAGUAGAGCUGAAUCUCCCCUGCCAUCGCAAAGGGGUCGAGACUCUGAUUGGUUUUAUGCUAGAAGGGAAGCCGCAAGUGCGAUCUUAGGGCCUGACCAGAAAAUUUCACAUCUCACGGACGAUGAACUAGAUGCAUUAUUUGAUGAUGUCCAGAAGGCCCGAGCAGUGAGGCGGGGCCGCCCAGAGAGCAAAUUGAUCGACGGAGAGGACGAUUCAGAUUCGCUUAGCUCUUAUCCGGUACGGGAGAAGUACAUGUCAAAUGGAACUAUUGACAAUUUUUCUCUUGAUACAGCGCUUACCAUGCCGGGAACGCCGUGCCAAGGCGACGAUGAAGACGGGGAGGUGGAUAAUACCGCGCUACAAAUGGUUCGUGACGACAUGCAACGGCAGCUUAACAGGCAGCAGGAAGAAUAUAAAGGCAAAAUUGCAGCAGCGGCAGCUGGAACAGCGUCGCCAGAUUUAAAAGAGCUACGUUUAGAAAAAGCACGAAUGGAGGAUGCGCUCAAGGCUGCGAAGGAGGAGUUUCAGCAACAAUUGCAAAAACAAAAGGAAGAUUUUGAAUCGCAAAUAAAGCACAUGGGGUAUACAGGUCCCCAGAGGAUAUUUGAAAACGGAUUCACACAGUUGGAACCUGGAGAGAUCCCAAUAGCCAGGUCUGUUGUUCUGCACUGGCAACAGCGAAAUUAUGUUCGGAUGGCCGAAUCGGUUCUUCAGCAUGCAUCGCUACUCAAGGAAGCGCAGAUCAUGAGCCAGAUAAUGGAUAAGCAUGUCGUUUUCCAAUUCGUUAUUGUCGAUGUUGGACAUAACAUGGCUUCCUCCUACGAUUUAGUGUUGAACGGCAUUUCGGGCGAUGACGACGUGGCUCUAGAGGAUGCGAAGAAACCGUGCAUCGGGGUUCGGGUGAUUGAUUUCAAGCACAAUGUUAUCUACAUCUGGUCAAUAGACAAACUACAACGCCGUGUUCAAUCCAUGCGACAGAUGCACCAGUAUAUCGAUCGGCCGGAUUAUAUUCAACACUUCAAGCUCGAAAAUCCCUUCUCGGAAACAUGCACUCCGCAGUACUCGUUAGUGGGUGAUGCGGAUAUCCCACUGACGGCGGUGUUCGAGUCGAGAGUGCAGGAUUUCUCCAUCGAAGCCAUUUCACCGUAUACCCAAAGCGUUGUCGGGAUCAUUAAACUAUCUCUCGAACCAUCUUCUGCACAAGCCCCUUCAUCAACUCUCAAGUUCAACGUGGUUAUGCGGGAUAUGGUGGGAUUUGCGGAACGUGAGGGGACUGACGUGCAUGCCCAGCUCUUUGUACCCGGUGUUUCGGACGAGGGCGGCGCUACAACCACACAGAUGAUUAGUGGUUUUGAUGAAAACUCAAUUAGAUUUGAGAGCGUUCAUAGCAUGAGCCUUCCCCUCAACAGCGCUAGGAACUCGACCUUGAAAGUGUGCAUUUUCGCCUCGGUGACGGCAAUGCAUCUGGACAAAUUGCUCAGUUGGGAUGAAAUGCGCGACUCGCCCGAGGCUCCGCCUCAAAAGAGAAAGACGCCGCGGAUUCCCGAGUCUGAAUUUUACCAGGAAGAGCGGCAUGAUGUCUUUGUGCGGGUACAAAUUCUUGAGCUUGCUGAGAAUGGGGAAUACAUGCCUGUCGAGGUGGUGCAGAGCAAUAGCCUUGAUGUUGGCACCUAUCAACUUCAUCAAGGCUUACAGCGACGCAUCGUGGUCAAUCUCACUCAUAGUUCGACGGAAAGCCUGCCAUGGGAAGAUAUCACUGCUUUGAGAGUCGGGACGGUGCGGCUCCUUGACCCAUGGGGGAAGAUUCCUGAUGUGGACCUAAAAUCUUCAGAUGUUCCUCUCAAACUUAUACAAGAGCCGAUGGUGACUGACAACGCUGAUGGGACAUCCAACGUAACUCUUGUCGGGCAAUGGGAUUCGAGUCUUCAUGGGUCGUUAUUACUCGACCGGACAACGGCGGACAAGUAUCGCGUCCAAAUAUCCCUUCGCUGGAAUCUGAUAUCACCACGUCUUCAGGAGCCUAUCGUAUUCGAGCUCGACCAAACUCUACAGAUACUAGGCAGGGCGUAUAUACGACCGCAGUCGAUGUUUAAACAGUUCUGGAGCUCCAUCCGCGUUGUGCACUCGACUGUGGGGAUGUUCUCCGUAGCUGUCCGGCCCAUAUCCGCGAAACGAGCGGCGGACCUGUGGCGUAUGAACACCCAGAAUGAUUACGUCAAGGGUGAAGAGCUACUGACGGGAUGGGCCCCGCGGAAGAUAUCCCUUAUCCGCGACUUCAUUGGUGCUCGAAAGCGGCGACAACGCCUUGCCGAAAUAGACGCCGCUCGUGGAGCAUUGAGUACUCGUACCUUAACCCCGUUGCCGACAAACGGUCGAUCUACUCCGCUCCAGGGCCAAGACGGGAGUGAGCGACGAGAUAUACUGCUUCGGAAAUACCUAGAUCUAUGGUCGACUAAACCGGACCCAACUGAAAUCAUACUUGUCAAAGAUCACACCGAACCGCCUAGUCGUGGUGCUGCCUUCGCAAGAAACCCUUCCUCCGCAACAAGCCCGGCCACAACCAGUGGCGAUUGCUCCCCCAUCCCCUCCGAACAGGCACCGCUGCCCCAACCGCCGCCAGAGCAACAACAGCAGCAACAGCGACAACAUCAACAACAACCCUCAAAGCCUCGUUUCGUUGCCACAAUCCAACACAUGCCGAAAAAUCCCACCGUCCUCAAGUCCGGCUACCUGUACACGCCCGAUGACACAAAUAACCUCUGGGUGCGCCGUUUUGUAGAGCUCCGCCUCCCCUAUCUUCACAUCCACUCCGUGCCCGACGGCGACGAAAUAAACGCCAUCAAUCUACGCAACUCGCGCGUCGACCAUGAGCCGGAUUUUGCUCGACUGCUGGACGGCGGCGGCGGCGGAACUAGCCAGAACGGCGACGGCUUGUCGAUGAGAGGACGCCCGAAUCUGUUUGCCGUUUACGGGACGCAGAAUACGUUCCUGUUUGCGGCAAGGACGGAGGCGCAGAAAGUCGAGUGGAUUUUGAAAAUUGACCAGGGAUAUUUUAGCACGCAGGCUAAUGGUAACGGGGGUGGCAGUGGUGGCAGAUGAUGAGAGCUUUGUAUCGGGCUUCUUUGUCCUCGGUGAUUUGAUUGGUUAGGAAGAGUUUUUGGCAAGAGUUGGAGAAGAGUAAGAUAUACAUAUAUAUAUUCCCAUUUGUUCAGUAUUUUAAUUUUUUGGAUUUACUCUUUGAUUCCGCUUCUGUUGCAUUUGUCCUGUAUAAGAUCUCAUUUUUCCCCCCCUCUAUCUACCCUCUGCCCAUUUUACGGUUUCAGCCCUGACGCCUUAAUGCUUUCAACUGAUACAUUGCUGCGAGAGUGGGUAUAUGACCAGUACCUUCUAUUGUUGCUUUCUCCCUUCGUAUUUGUUCUCUCUAUUCCCGCGUCUUUCCAUACUCACUCACUUCAACUAUUUCCUUGAACGUGAUUUUGAACGCCCUAGGGUAUGACCACCUCAUUCCUAUUUGCACCUCAUCAGUCUUUCUCUCUCUCUCUCUCUCUUAUUUUCAUAUUUAUUCAUGACAACUAGCGCAUAAGCGCAGACGAAAAUUUGUUUCCCAUCAUCCCCUUCGUUUGCCCCCUUUUUUAAUCAUUUUUUUCUUUGAGUGCUCAUUUCUUUUUAUAAUUUACAAGAUACCCCCCGCAGACUAGAACCAGACGGAGACUUGAAUAUAUAUAUAUAUAUAAGUUUUGUUUUAGUAUACCACCCCAUAUUUUGUGCUCAGUUUUGUCUCCCUCUUUUCGUUUUUAUUUUCCCUGCUGCUCGCUCUUCUACUCCCGCGUUUUCUUCCCGUCUAUCAGUGCUCUGCUGUGCCAUUUCCACUUUUGAUCUAGUCGCGCAAGAUAAAUUUUAUUCUGUAUCGCUGUAUAUAAAGAUAUAAAAAUAAAAAUAUACAUAUAUCUGAGGCUCAGGAUUUGGGAAUAUUCACUAGAUCAAUUAAAUUCAGAGGUCUCUCGAUGAUUCUACUCAGCAAGCCAGCCAGCAGCCCCCAAGACGGACAACAAUCUAUAGGACUGGAUGUCUCAACUAGACUCCUUGGAUUUCACCAACGUCAGGCAAACCCUUCUCUUUUUAAGGUUAUAUAUUGCAUUGCGUCUUCCUUCAACCUUAGACAGCGAGCAUCUGCAGUUCUGUGCGCUCUCCCCUUUCUGCCCCGCGAAAUAAACCACUCAAGUACGCAAGUAGAACAAAAUAGGUGAACAAAGCGAAAGACAUUCAUUCCCCUCUUCAAUUUCCCGCCGGACUGGGAGGCUACUGCAGGUAAUAACUACUAACGACUGAAUUGGGCGGAUUUUCUUCGUUGGUUUGUUUUGAGUUCGUUCGACGUGUCAGCAUCGUUGCACCCUUGAGGCGGGCCCCGGUCUGGUCUUGGUCUUUGUGAAGUCUUCUUAUGCUUUGCUGCCCAAGCCGAGGAAUUUUGUUUUCGUUUCUCCUGUGCGAUUUUGCUUUCUUGUUGUGUUUGUUUCUCUUUGUGUCAUGGACUGGUUUUUUUAUUUUUAUUUUUAUUUUUAUUCUUUGGUUCG